UCUUCGAAUCACAUUAGCUGAUAUGUCAAUCGAUCUCUAUUUCAUCCAAAGAUUACUAAAUAAAGGGCAAAAAAACCAUGUUCGUUAGGUUUCUUAGCCCAACGACUCAUCUCUGUUGCCCGCCAAGGUACUCCAACGGAAAUUUGAGAUUCUCUCCUGUCAAACACCAAUGUCUUUCCCUCCUAAAGGAUUGUUCUUCCAUGCAAGAGCUAACCCAAAUCCAUGCUCAUGUCUGCACCACUGGCCUUGACUCCGAUGGGUAUCUCAUCAGUGAAAUCCUGCGAUUUUGUUCUCUGUCGCCGUCGGGGAGUUUAGAUUAUGCGCGAUCACUUCUCCUUCAUUCGCCCGAUACCAUCCCCUCUUCGUGCUGGAACAAUGUCAUCAGGGGUUAUGUUGGAAGAGAUUGUCCGAGAGAAGCCAUUGCAGUUUUCCUCGAGAUGCGGAAGCGAGGAGGAAGUCCUAAUAAGCUUACCUUCCCCUUUCUCCUCAAGGCGUGUGCUCGUCUCUCGGCUCUUUGUGAAGGGAGGCAAAUACAAGUAGAGAUUGUAAAGAACGGUGUUGAUUCAGAUGUUUAUGUCCAGAAUUCUUUAAUUCAUUUCUAUGGUUCUUGUCGUGAGAUUUCAGACGCACGUUACGUGUUUGAUAUGAUGCAUUUGAGGACUGUCGUUUCUUGGAAUACCAUUAUCUCCGCUUAUGUUGAAAGAUCCCAAUUUGAUGAUUCUAUUGGUCUUUUUGCUGAGAUGAGACUUGAUGGGAUUGAACCAGACGAGGCUUCCAUGGUGGUCUUGCUCUCUGCUUGUACUGAACUAGGGAACCUGAGCUUGGGGAAGUGGGCACAUUGUCAAGCCAUAGAAACUGGGUUGGUAAUAAAUUGUCGACUGGGUACGGCUCUCGUUGACAUGUAUGCGAAGUGUGGGAAUAUAAGUUAUGCCGGCCUCAUAUUUGAAAGAAUGCUCGACAGAAAUGUCUGGACAUGGAGCGCCAUGAUCUCGGGGUUGGCCCAGCAUGGUUUGGCGAAGGAAGCCCUUGACCUUUUUCUUGAGAUGAAGAACCGUUCAAUUAAGCCUAAUUAUGUAACAUUCCUUGGGGUCCUCUGUGCGUGUAGCCAUGCAGGCUUGGUGGAUGAUGGAUGGAGGUUCUUUCAUGAUAUGAAACAUUUGCAUGGCAUUGAACCUAUGAUGACACAUUAUGGUGCCAUCGUUGAUAUUUUGGGUCGUGCAGGUCAUCUUACAGAGGCUUAUAGGUUCAUUCUGCGCAUGCCUGUUGAGCCUGAUCCUGUUGUAUGGAGGACAUUGCUCAGUGCAUGCAGCAGCCAUGACCCUAAUGGUAGUACGGGGAUUGUGGAGAAGGUUAGAAACAGGUUGCUUGAGUUGGAACCCAGAAGGAGCGGGAAUUUUGUGAUGGUUGCAAACCUCUAUGCAGAGGUUGGGUUGUGGAAGGAAGCAUCAAAUGUUAGGAGGAUGAUGAGGGUUGGAGGAAUGAAGAAGAUGGCAGGGGAGAGUUGCAUUCAGAUUGGUGGGUGCAUCCAUAGAUUUUUGUCUGGGGAUGAUUCCCUGGUUGACCGUGAGAGCAUAGACUGGUUGCUUCAUGGAUUGUACUUGCACAUGAAGAUGGUUGACUAUGAUUUUCCUGAUACCAAGAUCCUGUCCUAACAAAUAACAUGCCAGAUUUUGUGUUCA
This is a messenger RNA of Telopea speciosissima, 1679 nucleotides long. RefSeq names its product pentatricopeptide repeat-containing protein At2g36730. Gene Ontology annotation, molecular function: protein binding; RNA binding. The record is from RefSeq and is a predicted model, not a curated record. The transcript has a single exon. Lineage: Eukaryota; Viridiplantae; Streptophyta; Magnoliopsida; Proteales; Proteaceae. The coding region runs from base 78 to 1652 and encodes 524 amino acids. Gene Ontology annotation, biological process: RNA modification.